This is a messenger RNA of Acanthaster planci (crown-of-thorns starfish), 3040 nucleotides long. RefSeq lists its product as uncharacterized. The record is from RefSeq and is a predicted model, not a curated record. Lineage: Eukaryota; Metazoa; Echinodermata; Asteroidea; Valvatida; Acanthasteridae.
CGGGACGUUUUCCACGAUCGAAUGCUAUUUUGAGCCUGUCCCAUCCAAACAGAUGUCGCUAGUCGCGUGACUGUGGUUCGCCCGAGAGUACUAAGGUCUAGUUAUUAUGGAAUUUGCAGCAGCUGCAACACUGAAAUCAUUCCCUCUGCGUAGCUCUCACAGAGGGAUAUUCUGAAUACGAAAUGAACACUUUGCACGGCUGCCGAUUAAAUUAACUUAUUUUUUCAAUUCUGUUUUCGGCUUUAUCAUUACAAUGGAUCGUCCACUAUAGUCGGCGCGCAGGGUACGUCAUCAUUAGAACGCAGUAGGCCUACAGAAUCUGCAUCUUUGGCGCGCGCAUGUGGUAAAGCCAUCUCUGGAUUUCUUUUCUCAUCGUGGGAUUAUGACCGGGAUUUCGGAGUUAUUUUAGACGAGGUGCCUUCUGCCUUUGCGAUGAUGUCGAGCACGUACGCUCCGACCCUUCUAUCCAAUCCUUUCGAAGCAACACCAGAAAAGCUGUUUUCCCAUCUUGCACUCACUCAGGAUAACGACGCAGGAGACAGCAGCAACGGGGACCUGCACAGAGACUCACGAGUAGGAGGUGACGUCAAAAAGGCCGGUGACGUCAAGCAGAGUAAUAGCCACGAAGACGACGGCCUGGUUUCGGGUUCCCUGAGGUCGCCCAUGCAGACCCGCGUGCGUCGCAUCUCGGCUGAGCUGAGGCUGUCGGCCAGCUCCAACCUGGACAACAUCAAGAGAGCGGGCAAGGGCCUCUCCUCCGGCCUGCAUAACGUGGCCAACAAGCUGCCCCUCCCGGCAAUGCCCAAGUCCCUCAGGAGGCGGAGCUGGCACUACGAGGAGGCGGAGGAGAACAGCCUGCUGGAACCGGACUCGCUGGCCCAAGAGGAAGACGGAGAGGACAAGAUGGGCAAAGCCAAGAGCAAGUCGUCCGAGAGCUUAAUGAGGAAGGCGACCAAGGAAGACGGGGACGUCACCCGCGGUGGAAGCGGGGACCGGGACCGGACGGGGAAGUCGUUCCUGGUGAGGAAGUGGGAGGCGCGGAAGAACAAGGACCAGGAGAGCAAAGCCGACGACAAGAAAGACGACAGCAGUCCUGGAGAGGUGCCGGAGACCAGUAACCAAGGCACCGAGGCCCUCUCUGUGGAGUCUAUUCCGAUUGCUUUUGAGCCGUUGACGCUUGGACAACGCCCUACCACACCUACAGUCACUAUAAGCUUUGAUGAAGAUCCUCCUCCGAAGAAGAAUUCAAACAACCCAUUUCUGGACUGAGAGAUGUGGCUGGAGUGGCUUCUUGAAAAUUUGCCUUGGACGCUAUCAUUACUUUUGUUUUACAGUCCAUGAACAGAGAAGUUGGAACCUUUCAUUCCAGUCGGACCAUUUGGGACUUAGACCUGUAUGCGAAACUGGUCAGCGCACGGCUAUGCCAGUCGAUCUGCACGACGAAGCUGAUUUUUUUUCUGAGCCAGUUAAACUUAAGCCGAGUCCGCAGAGUUUUGACGUGUCUGAAGUUUUGCCAAGCGUGCCGGGCGACAUUUCUACCAAGCCAGUUAGACCGGUCAAGAUUAUUGAGUCACAUCAAACAGUUGUAAAUUAGUCGAGCAAGAUGGAUCAUGGCCAACUGAUUUCAUAGACUCACCAGGUUGGGCUUUAUGACUUUAUGUGACUGCCAAGUCAGUUUUGUAUUGGCUGAUCUAAUUGGACCAUGGCUAAGCGAAUUGAUCCUGGACUUAUUAAUCCAAGAUGGAGAGACUUUGUGAAAUAACCCCAGAGGCCCAAAAAGUUAGUGCUCCAGCGCUUUUGUCAGAAACCGCACAAGUGAUGACGCAAAUGCUACUGAGUGGUGACAUGAAUGAAGCAUGACAGAACAAACAUUUUUUUCUAAGUUAAAAAGAUUCCGUUCGGCUGCUAUCUGGCCCUUGUCAACUCAAUUUGGGCCCCUCUGCUGAUGUCACCGGAAACUGUCAGCAAGGAACAAAAGGCCAAAAAAAAAAAAAAAAAGAAAACCUCUCAUUUUGCAACUGCGGAACUUUCGAUGUACACGUACACGCUCCCGACAGGUUGAAGUGGAGUGAAUGAUUAAUGCUCACUCACAUGGCGAAAUUGAGAUGAUUCACCGUGGAAUUUGCACCACUCUAACGCGCAGAUGUAAUCUCUCAAACAUUCUCUGAGGAUGCAUCUAUAGUGCGCCAAACAGCAUUUAUUGAACAAACAUCGUGUUCACAGAACAAAUUAGCAAGGGAGAUUUGGUCGCCUUAAUACAUUAAAUGUAACUUUUAUUACAAAUUUCUAACGACUGUUGACACUGCUUGUUGAUGCUGGGUUUUCAUAAGACUAGCCUUGCUUUGAAAAUGCACAAAUAUAUCUAACAUUGUGAAAAUAUAUUCUUUGAUUUUGUUGAACCAAUAGUUCUUGAUUCGCUUUAUAAAGUUAGACUAAAGAGAGAUUUGACGAUCGAUCUUGGAAAACCAAACGGAUGAAACAAUCAUCCACGAAGAAUAUAUAUAAUUUUUUAAAAGUGAUAUCAAGUAUUCCUUUGCUUAAAUGUGUUGCCUUGAAAUUCCACUUAACAUAAUUCUACGGAGCUACGAAGUUGUAUAAAAGAUUAAUACAUGUAUAUCACCACUCUGACCUUUGAUGUACGUCGGUGUCAGUGGUGCAAUCUUUACAUCUCUCAAAUUUCAUAAGGGGCAACUGAGCAAUGACAGGCCAUAUCAAAUCAAUCGGCUGUGGCUAGCAACAACACUAAGGUGUAUGAGAAGUGGCUGCAGCUGCCAGUAAUAGUGGCUCCAGCGGGUACAUGUGUUGUUUCCAGCCAAGCCGUAACUUUUGGACAAGGCCUCUAAUAACCAGGGUCCAUGGUAUACUGCGGUUUCAAAUUCUGACACCACUUUCUGUGAAAGGUACUUGGAAUAUACACUGCCAAAAUCAAAUCUACUUUUCAAGUCUGAUGUUGAUGAUUCAAAUAUGUACAAACAUUAAAGGUAUUUUUGCUUUGAUUUGGCUUACUGGUUCGUUAUUAAUCAUUAAAUAUACCACAGUA